Messenger RNA from Nothoprocta perdicaria, 1677 nucleotides. It is a transcript of the gene GSDMA, whose product is annotated as gasdermin A. Gene Ontology annotation, biological process: defense response to bacterium; pyroptotic inflammatory response. The record is from RefSeq and is a predicted model, not a curated record. NCBI's taxonomy places the organism in Eukaryota, Metazoa, Chordata, Aves, Tinamiformes, Tinamidae. Gene Ontology annotation, molecular function: phosphatidylinositol-4,5-bisphosphate binding; phosphatidylinositol-4-phosphate binding; phosphatidylserine binding. The transcript has 9 exons. Bases 45 to 1394 code for a protein of 449 amino acids.
CACACUACCUUCCAGUUCAAAGUUUUUAAUCAAGCUUCAGCAGUAUGUUCAAAAAAGUUACCAAAUCCAUAGCAAAGCAGAUGGAUCCAAAAGGAGAACUGAUCCCAGUUUCUAGUAUCUUAGAUGAAGAACAUUUCAGACCAUUCUGCCUAGUUAGAAGACAAGGAAAAACCAUAUUUCACCCAAAUCCUGGCUACAGAAGAACAGAGUAUAACCUCUAUGAUCUGCUGCUACCUGAAGAUGACAAAACAAGUGCAGACCCCCCGAACCCUGCUAAGGACGUUCAAGAUUCAAGCCAAGUUACACUCGCACACGACGUUGACGGCAAAAUUGAAGGCAAGCUUCAAAUUCCCAUUAACUCUGCAAAUACAGAAGUAUAUGGAUCUACCUGUUGGUCCAAGCACAGGUCCAUCAAGCUCGAAAAGAAACACAUACCAGUAGCAAAACUUGAGUCACUAAAAGCAGAAAGAAAAAUCAAUAUGAAACAUUCCUUCAUUCAACAGUUAAAGAAAAAGCAUCAGGAUUUGUUUGUGGUUUCUGAAUCAAUACAAGCCUUAGAGGAGACCAAAUUUGAGGAAACCAGCAAGAUGGAAGGGAACUUCAUGGCCCAGCUUUAUGCCAAGUUCAGCACAGAGGGCAUCAGAGGCUUCCGACAAAGCAUAACUAUACCCAAAGGCUGCACCAUAGCGUUCAGGACGACACAGCUGUUCAUCGGAGACGGAUCAUGGGAUAUUUACCAUUUCCCAGAAGAUGAUGAACAAACAUUCGUAUCUGAUGGUUUUUUAUCCAGAAGAUUAGGAGCACUAGAAAAGGAAGUUAAUGCAAAAUAUCAAAUUUUCACCAAGUUAUCUGUGCAUCUGCAAAAUAUAUUUUUAAACUCCUUCAAAGCUGUGAUGAGAAACAGAAACCUCUUUCAAGAGCUAAGCCAGAAAAUGGAAGCUGUUCUUUAUGAAACUGGUAACUGUGAGCUGGAAACAGAGAGUCCGGGUUUAAAAGACCUGCUGCUCAGUUUACGGGGUUCUCCGAGUCCUCUCCUCCUAGGCCUCGCGGAAGGAAUCAACUACACUCUUUAUGCUCUGGAGGAAUUAACAGAAGAUCAUCUGCUGCUAUUGCUAGAGUCUUUGGAAGAGAAGAUUGUGUCCCAACAGCUUAAGCUGGUCAAGAGCAUCUUGGAACAUGACAUAGAAAACACGGAGAGGUGCUUCAGUGUGGCUGCCGGGCUGCUCUCCUUCUCCCGGGAGGAGGGACGAGAAUUAACCACUGUCAUGUUAGAGAUGAGCGGAGUGAAGAUUGAGAAGAACGGCUGGGCUGAAUGCAAGCAAGAUGCCUUCACAUCCCUAGCGGCCCUGUAUGCAUCGCUCUACGCGCUGGAUCUUCUGAGUCGGUCAGACUAGACUACGCUUUGCUCCCUGACAGGGACAAUUUAAAGGGAAGGGCUUGGAGAUAAUAUUUGAAUGUUACUGCAAGAUGCCUUCUCUAUCCAAGCUUCACUCCUGUCCAGGCAAUAUAUACUCUGUAUUCACACUCAGUCCUGCUUCAGAUGAGAAAAGCAGAGUCCCAAAGCAACCUGUCUGCUUAUGGAGGCCAGAAAACAACUCUCAGAACUAAAUUCCCAUUGAAUGCAUAACAGCAGGCGAAAAAGAGGUUCCUUUAACACUCCUCUAACCUCCUCCACUA